GCAACCUGCAAUAUAUAAAUGGUUCAUGGACAGGUUAGACAAUGAUGGAUUGACAAAUGUUACUGUUGUGAUAAAAAUGGACAAUGCUGCUCUGCAUCACCCACAGAUAGAGACCACUACCUUCUGGGAUCCAGUACAACAUCUGAAAAGAAAUCUAGCCGUCGCCCAUAUGAUCGAGUCGGAGAAACAGAGGUCUCAAAACGUAAAGCUUGUUAACCCAAUCAAUAUUACGAUGCCCAUGUUCCAAGGUUUUAACGAGGGCGGAUUCUGCGCUUGUCAUUUUCACAAGUAUCAACUUAACGCCACAUAUGCCGUAGAUGGACACGUCCAGAAGAUGUAUAUUAAACCAUUCUUCCACACAUUGUGCCUUGGGGAAGCAGAUAGGAGGAAUUAA
Molecule: messenger RNA, 394 nt
Organism: Priapulus caudatus
Lineage: Eukaryota; Metazoa; Priapulida; Priapulimorpha; Priapulimorphida; Priapulidae
Exons: 4
Coding region: 26-394 (122 amino acids)
Source: RefSeq, a predicted model, not a curated record